Messenger RNA from Aquila chrysaetos chrysaetos, 1155 nucleotides. Its product is annotated as apelin receptor A-like. NCBI's taxonomy places the organism in Eukaryota, Metazoa, Chordata, Aves, Accipitriformes, Accipitridae. The transcript has a single exon. Gene Ontology annotation, biological process: G protein-coupled receptor signaling pathway; immune response. Gene Ontology annotation, molecular function: G protein-coupled receptor activity. The coding region runs from base 40 to 1107 and encodes 355 amino acids. Gene Ontology annotation, cellular component: membrane. The record is from RefSeq and is a predicted model, not a curated record.
CCUUAUAGCGGUGCGGCGCGGCGGGGCGCGGCGGUCGCGAUGGAGUACGCGGAGGCAGAGGAGUACUACUACGGGGAGGAGACGGCGGGCAACGCGACGGCGGAGGCGUGCGAGUGGCAGGCGGACUGGGAGGCCUCCUUCUCGCUGCUGCCGCUGCUCUACCUGCUGGUCUUCGCCCUAGGGCUGUCGGGCAACGGGCUGGUGCUGCUGACGGUGUGGCGCGGCCCGCGGGCGCGGCGCCGCUCCGCCGACGCCUACAUCGGGAACCUGGCGCUGGCCGACCUGGCCUUCGUGGCCACGCUGCCGCUCUGGGCCGCCUACACGGCGCUGCGCUUCCACUGGCCCUUCGGCGCGGCGCUCUGCAAGCUCAGCAGCUUCUUGGUGCUGCUCAGCAUGUUCGCCUCCGCCUUCUGCCUGGGCGGCCUCAGCGCCGAGCGCUGCCGCGCCGCCGCCCGCGCCGCCCCGCCGGCCCGCGCCGCCCCCCGCCGCCGCCCCGCCGGGCUGGGCCCGCUGGCCGCGCUUUGGGCGGCGGCGGCGGCGGCGGCGCUGCCGGCGCUGCUGCUGCGGGAGGCGCGGCGGGGGCCGCGCAACCGGACGCUCUGCGAGCUGGCGGCGGGCGGCGCGGGGCGGGCGGCGGCGCUCAGCCUGGGCGCCACGGCGCUGGGCUUCGCCGCCCCGCUGCUGCUGAUGGCCGUCUGCUACUGCUGCGUGGGCGCCGCCGUCCGCCGCCACCUCCGCCCGCGGCGCGCCGAGGCGGCGGCGCGGCGGCGGCUGCUGCGGCUGAUCGCGGCGCUGGUGGCUGUCUUCGCCGGCUGCUGGCUGCCCUUCCACCUGCUCAAGAGCCUCUUCGCGCUGGCGGCCGCCGGGCUGCUGGAGCUGCCCUGCGCGCUGCUGGGGCUCAUCGCCCGCCUGCACCCCUACGCCACCUGCCUGGCCUACCUCAACAGCUGCCUCAACCCGCUGCUCUACGCCUUCCUCGACGGCCGCUUCCGCGCCCGCUGCCGCCUGCUGCUGGGGCCGCGCCGCCCGCCCGCCGCCACCGCCUCCUCCACGCUCAGCGGCCCCACGCAGCGCUCCGAGCUGCCCUCGGCCGGCACCAAGCUGUAGCGCCCGCGGCCCCGCCGCGCCCCAAUAAAUGCCCUUGCCGCCGCCGGA